GAAAGAAGCAAGCAAGCAAGCAAGCAAACAAACAAGGAAAAAAAAAUCCAACAACACCCCAGAGUGUUUUCUAUUCAUUCAGGAACAGAGGAGGAAACUCACAUCAAAGCCUUAAGCAGAGAACAGGCAUUAGCAGGAAAUGAAAAAUUUCCUCGAGGCAAUAGUGUGCCUAUCAUAAAUGUAAAAAAAAUAACAACAAAAAAAACCAUCUAAAACUGAGUGCAAUAAAAAAAUAAAAUUGCACAUAGUAGGUGACAAAGGAAUAGAAGAAUCUAUAUCCUGAAGCCUGACACUGAUCAAACAGGGAUCACUCUCAAAAUCACAACACUCUCCACCACACAAAAACAUCUCUGCUGUUUGUGGCACCCAGCACAGGCCCCCUGAACCAACAUUCAAAUAGUCAAGAGUGACUCUGGCCCCGGGUAAGGGGAUACCCAGCACAUUUACAUCCCUGCACCUGCCCUGCUGCCCACAGCAGCAACACCAAAAUCCCCCCAGCAGCAGCAGCAGCAGCAGCAGCAGCUCUAUAAAGCUCCUCUUGCCAUCCCUGACACUCCACCAACAGCAGCCACUGACCUGCCUCAGCCUCUGCUGCCACAGCCCCCUGGGCCAGCACAGCACUGCUCCCCAGCUCACACCAUGGAAGCUUGUCACUCUCCACAGCAAUUCAAUGUCACUUCAUAUGGGGUCUUAACUGUUGCCAUCAUCACCCUGGAGGCAUUUCCCGGCAUGUGGAUAAAUGCUUUCAUUGUUUGUGUGCUUUGCAUUGCCUGGAUCAAAAAGAAAAUCCUGAACUCCAAUGAGAAGAUCUUGCUGCUGCUGGGAUGCUCCAGGUUUUGCUAUUUGUGCAUCUCCUGGGUAUAUAAAUUUCUUUCCUUUAUUUAUCCCAAUUACCUUUAUGUUCCCACCAUACUUCAACUAGCUGUAUUUUUUGAAGCCUUUUUUAAUCAUUGCAACUUGUGGUUUUCUGCGUCUCUUUGUGCUUUUUAUUGCAUAAAAAUUGCCAAUUUCAGGAACAGGUUCUUUAUCUACCUGAAAGUAAAAAUUGACAGGAUUGUGCCCUGGCUUCUCUUGGGAUCAGGGAUUUUAGCUUUGGCUGUUGGCAUCGUUGCCUAUGACAUCGCUGAUAAACCGCACUGCAACAGCAAUUCCACUGGACGAGGAAAUUUUGGGACAGCAAAUAUCAAAAUGGAUAAACAUUUUUUCCCUUCUUUUUUUCUUGCUGGCUUUGAAUAUGCUGCUUCAUUCAUGGUUGUCAUCUUUGCUGCUGUUUUCCUUCUCUUUUCUCUCUGGAGACACAAGCGCAGGAUGCAGACAAACUCCAUGAAGGACCUCAGCAUGGAUGCCCACAUCAGAGCCAUGAAAUCUAUUUUCUCCUUCUUAGUGAUGUACAGCAUCAACUUUGUAUGUUUGGUCUUAAAUAUGGUUUAUGUCACAAAGCAGGAAAAUUAUAUGACAUUUCUCAUUUUAGUAUUUCAGUACAUUUUUCCGGGUCUGCACUCCCUUAUCCUGGUUUUCAGCAAUCCCAAAUUAGAAAACACACUGCUAAAGAUUCUUCCCAUAGAAAGAAGUGUAAAGCGCAAGGUUUGCGUAAGUUAGGAGCUCAAAUAAAAUCUGGAGCCCAUACAAAAUGGUAAUAUUUCAUUAUAGAAAAUAAGUAGUUUAAUCUCUAGUGCAACUCUCCAAGCAUUAUAGAUGAUACAAAUGUUCUCAUCACUGAUAUUAAGAAUAUAUAAUUCAAAUACUAUGAAAUAAAUUAAUGUGAUUUACAUACUAUAUUUUCAAAUAUAAUUUCAUGUAGAUAAUUCUUUGAAUUUAAUUAUUGUCAGUAAAAAACUUAUUUAGACCUGGUACAGGCACUGGCUGUAAAAGGGCAAUAAAAAUACUGCAAACUGGCCACCAAAUGCUCUGGUGUUCUCUCAUUCAAACAACUGAAAUCAGCUGCAGGGUUUCUCUCUAUUUUGGUUUACCUUUCCU
Molecule: messenger RNA, 1977 nt
Organism: Passer domesticus (house sparrow)
Lineage: Eukaryota; Metazoa; Chordata; Aves; Passeriformes; Passeridae
Product: taste receptor type 2 member 7-like
Exons: 1
Coding region: 640-1599 (319 amino acids)
Biological process (GO): sensory perception of taste; detection of chemical stimulus involved in sensory perception of bitter taste; G protein-coupled receptor signaling pathway
Cellular component (GO): membrane
Molecular function (GO): G protein-coupled receptor activity; bitter taste receptor activity
Source: RefSeq, a predicted model, not a curated record